Molecule: messenger RNA, 783 nt
Organism: Ceratitis capitata (Mediterranean fruit fly)
Lineage: Eukaryota; Metazoa; Arthropoda; Insecta; Diptera; Tephritidae
Gene: Pfdn2
Product: probable prefoldin subunit 2
Exons: 2
Coding region: 129-560 (143 amino acids)
Biological process (GO): protein folding
Cellular component (GO): cytoplasm; prefoldin complex
Molecular function (GO): protein folding chaperone
Source: RefSeq, a predicted model, not a curated record
AGCAACCCUGUUACGGCGAAUUAGAAAAUGUCAAAAUUCUGAUUGAAAUUAGUAGUCACUACUAGACGCAAAUUUGCCGAAAAAAGUUACUGUUUUCCGUGCAUCUGUUAAUAAAAUCACAGAAAACAAUGGCUAGUGAACAAGCUAAGGAAGCCAAAUUGAACGAGAAGAUUAUUGGGGAGUUCCAACAGCUUAGAAAUGAACAACGAAAUCUUGUAAACAAUUUGAAUACGUUGGAGAUGGAUCUGAAAGAACACAAAACUGUGAUAGAAACACUUAAAACUGUCGAUCCUGAACGAAAAUGCUUUCGUCUCAUUGGUGGCGUGCUGGCAGAACGCACUGUUAAGGAGGUGCUACCACAGUUGAUUGAAAACAAAGAUUUCAUCGAGAAAACCAUUACACGCGUAAACGAAGACCUCACCGCCAAAGGACAACAGAUAAACAAAUUUAAAGAGGAGCAUAAUAUAAAGAUUCGUGGCGAACAAAUGUCUAAUGAAACACCAAAAAGUGAAGAGGGAGAAAAAAAAUCGGAAAACCGAAAUGUUUUGGUGUCAAAUUGAAGUUGUUUUCUCCUUUUUGUGAAUAUGAAUGUGAUGUAGUGGGGACAUAGCAGUAUUGCUGUCUGUGCCCGUAUAGCUCUUCUCGUUCAUGUUUCUGAAAUAAGUGCGUGGAAAUUCUCAAUAAUCAAAGAUAACAAUAUUACAUUUAGUUUCUGUAAUAAGACCAACUUUCUCAUUAAAUCGAAAAGUGUUUCAAUUCUGUUGUUUGGGAUUGACAUUAAAA